Molecule: messenger RNA, 536 nt
Organism: Heterotrigona itama
Lineage: Eukaryota; Metazoa; Arthropoda; Insecta; Hymenoptera; Apidae
Source: the annotation of a GenBank genome assembly
AUGUCCCUUCUAUCAAUUUUACAAUUACCUAGAAUUACAGAAAAUAUUAUUGCAGUACAAUAUAUGCUACAAGUGAAAAACUAUGCAGGUAAAAAUUGUGUUUUAGUAAACUCAUCUCAUAUGAAUUGAAAUACGUACUUCUGUUUGAAAUACAGGUUAUGUCACGUGUCUUAUUUUUUAAUUUACAGAAUUUGUUUCCUCUUGUUGUAAAAUUUAUUUUAAUAAAAAAUAAUAUUAAUUCUUAUUACAUUAUUUUAUCUUUCAGUUGAGAAAAAAAAGUAAAAGCUCAAGAAAAAAUAAUACUAGUUGAAGAAGAUGUCAAUAAAUUAUUGAAUUAUGUAUGUGGAUCAAACAUUUAUAAAGGAGAAGAUGUAAAUUUAAAACCAGAUUCUGAAUAUCCUGAAUGGCUAUGGAAUAUCAGAAUUGAGCCAUUGAAAUUAUCAGAUUUAGAUCCAAAUACAAAACAAUAUUGGAGAUACAUUCGCAAACAAGCACUGAUCAAAAAUAAUAAAUUCAAAAAAACCCAACGAUUCUAA